This is a messenger RNA of Saimiri boliviensis boliviensis (Bolivian squirrel monkey), 2923 nucleotides long. It is a transcript of the gene CFAP100, whose product is annotated as cilia and flagella associated protein 100. Gene Ontology annotation, cellular component: ciliary basal body. The record is from RefSeq and is a predicted model, not a curated record. NCBI's taxonomy places the organism in Eukaryota, Metazoa, Chordata, Mammalia, Primates, Cebidae.
GCUGCGCCCGGCCUUGCGCGGCGUAGGCGCUGGGAUCCCGGAGCUGUGAGACGCGCAAGCCCCCCAACAAGCUGCCUGGUCCUCGGCCCGCAGCCACCUCUUUGCCUCCCACCCCUCGCCACGGUCUCGCAGCGUCCACGAGGGUCGGCUUCUGAAGCUUGGUCCCCAGUGCAGGUCAGGAUCGGGCAUGGCCACAGCACUUCUCCAUCUGCCCUGUCCGCCCUUGGUCUUCACUCCUCACACACUCUCAGCCUAGUGCCUCCCAUCCGCUUAGUGAAAGCUGCAGCGAAAGGUCAGAAGAAGCUUGGAAGCAAAGACACAUCCUUAGCAGCUACAGCACACAGGGAGGAGGCCCCAGUGGCCAGAAAUUGGAGAACAGCCAAGAUGAUCCUGUUAAAACCUGAGUCAGAUCAGGUCCCUUCUGGGCCCAGAAGCUUCCAGUGGCUCCCAACUCACUUAGAGAAAGAACCAGGGCUAUUUUUGCUUCAAAAUCAUCCGCCCUGCGCGCCCUGUUCAGUGCUUGAGACGUUGUGAAUAAACCAAUCAGGAUGAAAAGAAGGAGCCGGCCCAAGUGCGGAGUGAUGAGCUUCAAAGGAAGAAACCUGCGUUCACCAGGUGCAGGCCUGGGCCAGGCGCAGUCCUGGCGGUGUCAGGGAGCACACUGCGCCGGGAGCUCAGACCUAGCAGUGGGGCCGUGCGCCCUCCCUGUCCCGCGGCCCGCAGGCCCUGCCUCCACGCGCCCUGCCUCAGCGGCCUUUGUGGCGUCACAGCCGGCCUGAAUGGUUGCCUUGGAGACGUAAACCAAAGAGCCCUGCUCCUGGAGCUGAGAACUGCCGCGCGGAGGCUUCGGAGCGAGCUGGGGCGGUCGGGGCAGGUGAGGAUAUCCUUUAGAAGAGGAGGAGCCUUGCAUCAAUCCCCUGGGCUUCAGCUAGGAUGUCUGAGAUACCAUCCACUAUGGUCUCCAAGAACGUGACCAAUGACAAGAACAGUGUGGAAUCCUCGAGCAUCAGCUCUUCGUCAACCACUGAAGACAAACCAAAGGAACAUGCAAGAAAAAGCAAAGAGCAUAGCCCUGACACUUCGACGAAUCCUUUCCACUUGUCUGGGGACGUGGAUUUCUUCUUGCUCAGAGAUCAGGAGCGGAAUAAGGCCCUCUCUGAGCGACAGCAGCAGAAGAAGCUGCGAGUGCACGAGAAGAUGACCUACUCCUCGAAAGUGUCGGCUAAGCACACCAGCCUGCGGAGGCAGCUGCAGCUGGAGGACGAGCAGGAGGACCUGCAGGCGCGCACCGAGGCCGAGCAUCUGCGCGCCUUCCGGGACUACGCGGCCUGGAAGCUCAGCUUGACCAAAGAAAAGAACUUGAAGCCUGAGAACAUGAGCGGCUACAUUAAGCAAAAGCGGCAGCUGUUCCUCCUCCAGUACGCCCUGGAUGUCAAGCAGAAGGAGAUCGAGCGGCUGGAGCUGCUGCUGACCGAGGAGGAGUCCAGGCUGGAGCGGGCCGAGAAGUCCCUGGAGAAGGACGCCGUCUUAUUCGAUGAGUUCCUCAGGGAGAACGACCGCAGCUCGGUGCAGGCCAUGAAAGCGGCUGAGAAGGAGACCAAAGCCAAGAUGGAGAAGAUCCUUGAGAUCCGAGACCUCACCACCCAGAUUGUUAAUAUCAAAAGUGAGAUCUCCAGAUUUGAAGACACUCUGCAGCAAUACAAGGCCUACAAGGAUUUCCUAUACAAGCUGUCACCCAAGGAGUGGCUUGAAGAACAGGAGAAGAAACGCUUGUCUCUCAAAAAGGCCAAGGAGGUCUCCGAGGCUUCCAAGGAAGAGAGCAGUGUUACCACACCAGGGGAAAAAGGACCAGGGAUCAAGGGCAAGGCAAGCUUCGUGUGUCCCAAAGAGGUUCAGGGCACAAAGAAGUCCUGGAAGUUUCUGCAGGCGAUGCGGCUGGGACGGAGCCUGUCUUUCCUGAGCAUCCCCCAGCAAGGGAGCCAGCCCAGUGAGUCCAGCGGCGGAGACUCCAGAGGGUCGAACUCUCCUGUCCCCACCUUGCAGGAGGACACCGACAGCGAUGGGGAGGAGCCACAGCUGUACUUCACGGAGCCCCAGCAGCUCCUGGAUGUCUUCAGAGAGCUGGAGGAGCAGAACCUGUCGCUGAUCCAGAACAGACAGGAGAUGGAGGAGACGCUGGAUGAGCUGAGCCACACCCUGAAACAUACCCAGAUCCGCAUGGACAGGGAGGUCAACCAGCUGAAGCAGUGGGUCACUACGAUGAUGAUGUCCAUCACCAAGGAGGAGGACACAGCAGCAGAGCUGGAGCUCAAAGCCCGAGUCUUCCACUUCGGCGAGUACAGGGGAGAUCAGCAGGAUAAGUUGCUACAGAGCCUGAACCGCAAGGUGCUGGAUGUGUACCGGCACUGUGUCAGCACCCAGCAGGAGGCGAACCUGGGCACCGUGCAGAUGCUGACCGUCAUCGAGCACCAGCUGGAUGAGCUGCUAGAGAACCUGGAGCGUGUGCCUCAGGUCAAAAUCGAGCAGGCUGAGAGGGCCAAGGAGAAGGAGCGGCGCAUCAGACUUCGAGAAGAGAAGCUCCGGAUGCAAAAGAUCCUGCAGGAGGAGCGUCUGCAGCGGGCCCGGGCACGUGCCCAGGCUGAAAUCAAGAAAAAGAGAGGCAGGACACUGAUGUGCCGUUCACGACCCCCGGCCCACAAGAUCAAACAAGAGUCUGAGCACAUGCUGAUGGACAAGGAGAAGGAGGAGCUGCUAUUUUUCUUUACUUAAUCUUCACAAACCACAGCUAGGUUCUGGCUGAAGGCUUAGCAAAGAUGUUGGUAGUGGAGGCAAAGACUGGGCUGGGUCUCGAGUGGCCCAACUGAGCCCUCUCCAUCUCCUGUGUGCUCCCCUCCUCACCUGAAUAAAUUGUUGUCUCUUUGGA